Amphibalanus amphitrite is the source of this 914-nucleotide messenger RNA. Its product is annotated as cuticle protein CP14.6-like. The record is from RefSeq and is a predicted model, not a curated record. Lineage: Eukaryota; Metazoa; Arthropoda; Thecostraca; Balanomorpha; Balanidae. The transcript has 3 exons. Gene Ontology annotation, cellular component: chitin-based extracellular matrix. The coding region runs from base 222 to 665 and encodes 147 amino acids. Gene Ontology annotation, molecular function: structural constituent of chitin-based larval cuticle.
GUGAGCUUUACGAGAUGUGAGCUGUCAGUGAGCGUGAGCCCCUGAGCUGAGCGGGGGUGGAGGUGAGAUCGGUAAGAUCGGCUCAUCGGACUCAUCUCACAGCUCAUCUGCCACCGUUUCCUCACGGACCGGGCCGACCCUGAGAGCGGCCGGCUGGGCCUUAUAAGCGGCUGAGCACUGCUGUACGGUAUCAGUUCUCUGCUGACCGACACACAGCCAACAUGCAGAUGUUCGUUGCUCUCCUGCUGGUGGCGGCUGCCUCGGCGGCUCCGCAGUUCGAGCCUCAGUUCACCAGUCCCAUCCAGCCCUUCCAGCCGGAAGUCCGCAUUGUCAGCCAGAGGUUCGACCAGGAUCAGGUUGGAAACUACGAGUACGGAUACCAGCAGGACAACGGACAGCAGGCCCAGGAGGUCGGUCGCGUUGCCCCGGGAUCACAGCCAGAGACCGGAACCCUGGAGCAGCAGGGCAGCUACGAGUACAUCGGCGAUGACGGCAACACCUAUCGGGUAGACUACUUGGCCAAUGAGGGUGGCUUCCAGCCGCAGGCCGCCCACCUGCCAGUGGCGCCGGCUCAGAUUCCCGAGUACGCCCAGCUGAGGCAGGAGCACCCGGAGCUGUUCUGGGCUGAGAACGCUGUGAAUCUCGGCCAGACGCAAUUCAUCUAAUCAAUUAUCAGCUCACCUCCUAAUCGUCCUUGGGCACCAGAUAUCAUGUCUGUCCUCAAAAACUCUUAGAGAUGGACCAAGACAGCAAUGAGGUCAAGGUUCAUUGAUCUUUAUUCAACUCCUUACAUCUCCCCGUCAUUUUUAUUAUACAUACUGUUUCAAUCCUCAGUCUCCUUCCCCCGACUGUUAGCUACUGGAAUGAUUGAGUUGCCAGUCGAAUGUGGUUGCAAUACAAUGUUGUGGUGCCUU